Saccostrea cuccullata (small rock oyster) is the source of this 1900-nucleotide messenger RNA. Its product is annotated as carbohydrate sulfotransferase 15-like. Gene Ontology annotation, biological process: hexose biosynthetic process. Gene Ontology annotation, molecular function: N-acetylgalactosamine 4-sulfate 6-O-sulfotransferase activity. The record is from RefSeq and is a predicted model, not a curated record. The transcript has 8 exons. Bases 68 to 1900 code for a protein of 610 amino acids. NCBI's taxonomy places the organism in Eukaryota, Metazoa, Mollusca, Bivalvia, Ostreida, Ostreidae.
GGAAACAAAUGCUGUCUCAUAAAUGCAUUGAUGUUUUACAUUCAUGGCAGGGUAGGGUCGCGUAAGGAUGAAAAGCCUACUUCAAUGGUUCUACAUGCUAUGUUUCUUUGGUGGCUUUUCUGUGCUAUUCAUGUUUUUCCAUACUGACGUCAAGAGAAAAUUAAUUACGCCAUCAUUUGAAUCCUUAUUCCUGCACAAUGCCGAUGUCUUUACUGAGGAGGUCCCAAAGUAUUAUUGCCCAAGUCACAUUGAAGAGGAUGCGGCUGAAGACAUACUUUGUAUGGAGAGGAAGAAGUUUCUAAAAAAUUACAAAAAUCCAUGCUGGUUUCAAGAGGUAGAAGAGAAUGGAAGUUACCCCGCAGAAAUGGAACUCCGCUGUUUCCCAUACUUCCAUAUAUUUGGUGUUUGUAAGACCGGAACAACGGAUCUCUUCUUCCGUCUGACCCGGCAUCCUCAGAUACUGAAUAAUUACGGUCUUCUUAAUAAGGAGACUUGGUAUUGGUCCUGGAGGCGAUAUGGUCAGGGUUCCAUAAAUGGGACAAAAAUCACACUAGACCAAUUCUCGACGAUAUUCAGUAGGCCUAAAAUGAGGGAAACCAAAAUUUCAGUAGUAGACUGGUCACAGUAUUCCGACCUCAUCACAGGUCACGGCGAUCCUAUGGAUUUUUGGGAUCACAAUCAUUGGCGAGAAAUUCCACAAAACGCUCCAUACCACAAGUCACCAAAAUUCUUGACACCACACUUAGUAAAGCAUGUGCAACCAAACAUCAAAUUGAUCCUGUUGCUUCGAGAACCAGCAGAAAGAUUGUACAGUCAUUAUUACCAUGGACAAUAUGGCAGAACAUCGGAAGAAUUUCAUCAUGACGUCAUCACAGGGAUACAAGUGCUAAACGAGUGCCUAUCCUUUAACAGUUACAGAACUUGUUUAUAUGGAUAUAAUAUAUCCGAAUUAAUGCGUCUUCCACUAUCCGCUAGUUUAUACUAUAUUCAUCUCCAAGAGUGGCUAGAUGCAUUCCCCCGGGAACAGAUAUUUAUUUUAAGGAAUGAAGAUUAUCAGAAAGAUGUGAAAUACAGUCUCUUAAAAUUAUUUUCAUUCCUUAAUGUUGGAGACAUUUCGUCAACUCUUUUAAACCAGAUAGCAAAUAUGCCACACAAAUACGAAACAAAACGGAAGCAAAGUCAAGGCUCUAUGCUGAACGAAACAUGGGAAAUAUUAUCUGAUUUUUUCGAGGAACCAAAUAGAAAAUUGGCAGCCAUGUUAAAUGACGAAAGAUAUCUUUGGAAAGACGCAGUAUUCAAGUUCAGACCUAAAAAGAUACAGAGUAAAGGAAUAAGGAUAAAGGGAGACGAUCAUUUAAGGCAUUACUACGAAAGAAAGAAAAAUUCAAAACUAAAUCCCAAAUCUAUGAUUGAUCGUUUUAUUAUGUCAUCCAGUUCCUUUGAAGAAUGGGUAGCAAAGGUGAAGAAAUAUCAGGAAGAAAGAUAUAAAGCAAACAAUCGGAUUCCGAGGAGAAAGUCACAGAGAAAUUUUCAUCGUGAAAAACUUAAAAUGAUGAUUCAACCAUCUUCUUUGCCAUUUCCUCCAUCUAAUAGAAAUUUAACAUUACAUCAAUCAAAAAGAAAUGAAAGUGAAGUUUUAAAAGUAGUAACGUUAACAAACAGUUCUAUAUCAGAUCAGAAGAGACAAUAUAUUCAGAAAGAUUUUACAAACACAAGUGAAACUAAAAGAACGGAAACUAUGAACAAUUAUACAGAUAUUAGUCAAAGUAUACCAGCUGCUCAUGUAGGAAAUAUAACUCGUAUUAGUUCGAAACCAAUAAGAAAAAGAAUGCGAAAUUUUCAUCGAGGAAGAAAAAGACGUGAGAGACGGACAUUUCAUAACUUUAAGUCUUUAAAUUGA